Messenger RNA from Penicillium angulare, 1134 nucleotides. Its product is annotated as transcription initiation factor IIA large subunit. Gene Ontology annotation, cellular component: transcription factor TFIIA complex. Bases 1 to 1134 code for a protein of 377 amino acids. Gene Ontology annotation, biological process: transcription by RNA polymerase II; transcription initiation at RNA polymerase II promoter. The record is from RefSeq and is a predicted model, not a curated record. The transcript is spliced from 4 exons. NCBI's taxonomy places the organism in Eukaryota, Fungi, Ascomycota, Eurotiomycetes, Eurotiales, Aspergillaceae.
AUGUCCAACCAGCAAGUGGGCACUGUCUUUGAGCGGGUCAUCCAGGAGGUCUGUGACGCUUCUCAGGUCGACUUUGAGGAAAGCGGCGUCGAUCAGAAGACACUACUUGAUAUGCGUCAGAAAUGGCAACUUAAGCUUUCAUCUCUCAACGUCGCCCAUUUCCCCUGGGAUCCUCCUCCACCCCAGCCUACCCCGCAGGCGCCCGUCCUGCCCCCUCAGGCUACUGUUCCAUCCAACGCUCCUCGACCUCCUCCCUCUCAACCACAACACGUUCCCCCUCCCGUCUCUGUACCACAAUCUACUGCUCCGCCAGUCUCGGCUCCUAUGCAUGUGCAGCCCCAGGCUCCGAUCCUGCCUCCUAUGGGUGGACCUCGCAUCAAGACCGAGCCCGGAACCAAUGGACCUCCAUCCGGGGUGCCCAACAUGAACAGCCCCUUGCAGGUCCCUACAAACCCUCAAGCAGCUCGCGACCGUGCGAUUAGUGCUAUGCAGCAGAAGUAUGGUGCUAAUGCUGCCAACUCUGUCCACCAACUUCAGAAUCAAGCUUCAACCCAGCAUGCUUAUCAACAGCAGAUGCAUGGUAACGGCCAGAUGCCCCAGAUCAAGCAAGAAGGCAACUACCCAUCUAUGGGUCAAGGUCAGAACGAUGGUGGUAAUGAUGACCCAAUGGCUGAUUGGAAGGCUGAGGUCGCCCGUCGUCGCGAGGCAGCUCAAAAUGGUCAGGGUGAUGACUUACUUCGCCGCCACAUUAAGUCACAGAUGAUGGACUUGGAGGCCGGUGGAGUUUUCCGCCCCUUGGAUCAACAUGAGAGCCCGGCUGCGGCUGCACGACGUGCUGCGGCUGACUCCCAUCUCGGAGCUACUCAAGCCACCCCUGCUGUUCCCCGAAUUCCCGGACAGGUCGAUGGAGAAGAAGCGGAUGAAGACGCAAUCAACUCCGACCUCGAUGAUCCGGAUGAUGCACUUGCUGAUGACGCUGAUGACGAUGAAGCAGACGGCCAGGUCAUGCUUUGUACUUACGACAAGGUCCAGCGUGUCAAGAACAAGUGGAAGUGCACUUUGAAGGAUGGUAUUCUGACCAGCGGUGGCAAGGAAUACGUCUUCCACAAAGGCCAAGGUGAAUUUGAGUGGUAG